Molecule: messenger RNA, 1284 nt
Organism: Vigna unguiculata (cowpea)
Lineage: Eukaryota; Viridiplantae; Streptophyta; Magnoliopsida; Fabales; Fabaceae
Product: E3 ubiquitin-protein ligase RMA3
Biological process (GO): ubiquitin-dependent protein catabolic process
Cellular component (GO): endoplasmic reticulum
Molecular function (GO): ubiquitin protein ligase activity
Source: RefSeq, a predicted model, not a curated record
CACAAUUUUCUUCCACAUUUAACUCUCCUCCAUUGUUUCUGUCACAUCCCAAUUCUCUCUUACUCCCCACAACGAUUUUCUUAUAUUUUCACUUUCUUUCCCUGCUAACCUUUUUUCUCCUCUUGUUUCUUUUAUGCAUUGCGUUCUUCAUUGGCACUUUUUCUUGUGUUGUAAAGAUUGUAUAUUCUGGAAGAAAUACCAUGGAAUCUAAACACUUUGACUCCAAUGGGGAAGUCUCUCUAAAGCAAAAAUCAAAAUCCAUUUCAGCUGAGCCAACAGUCUCUACUUGUGAAAAUGAUUGCUUUGAUUGCAAUAUUUGUAUGGAAGCAGCAUAUGACCCUGUGGUUACACUCUGUGGUCAUCUUUACUGUUGGCCAUGCAUAUACAAGUGGCUGCAUCUUCAAAACUCAUCUGUUGAACAAGAUAAGCAGCAGACAUGCCCAGUUUGUAAAUCUCAGAUCUCUGACACCUCAGUAGUCCCUCUCUAUGGCCGUGGAACAUCAAAUUCAGAAUCAAAAGCCAAGAAACUCCAAAUGAGUCUUGGAAUACCUCACAGGCCACCUCCUUACAACUUGAAUGAUAUGUUAACUUCUUCUGCUCCUGCACCAGCACAUUCUGGCCACCAAAUUCGUCCAAGUUAUUUCCAGUCACAGCCAAGACCAUUCCAUUAUCAGCAGUACUUCCCUCACCUCUAUGAAAGCUAUGGCACUAAUGGAUUGCCUUAUCUUGGAGGUGCUGCCAUGACUAGUUUCUUUAAUCCUAUGAUUGGUAUGUUUGGUGAGAUGGUCUUGACAAGAAUUUUUGGGGUGUCUGAUGCAAACUUGUUUCCAUACCCUCAUAGUGGAAAUGGCAGUCCCAGAAUGAGAAGGCAAGAAAUGCACAUUGACAAGUCUCUGAACAGACUUUCCAUCUUUCUCCUAUGUUGUAUCAUUUUGUGUCUUCUAUUGUUCUGAAGACAUUUUACUGCACACACUGUAUAGGCACUCAUGUUCAGCUCUGAAUAUUUAUGUUGUUAGGAUCUACCUAUAGGUUGUUCCAUCAUGUGGAUAGUAGAAUUUAGAAAAUAUAUUGUGAUUAUGAUAUUGGUCUUGUUAUUUUAUGAUGAGUAUGGCAUACAUGUGGUGCUAAAUGACCUACAAACCAGAUGGAGCACAGUUAGGAAGAGGUAUGGUGAAGAAGAAUUCUUAGAGUUUCAAGAGGCUUCAAACGUGACCAUGAAAAUAUGUUCUCUCCCUUCCCUCCUUUGUGUUGAAUCAAUUUGUAUUGGAACUUGUUUAUUCUUAA